AUGAAUAAUUUAAAGACGCGCAUGACUUCAGUUGGUGUAUUGGUUAUUGAAAUUGACGUGCCAAAUAGUAAUGAAAAUAUUCUUAAUGAAGAUUUAUCAAAAGAAUUGUAUAAUUUAUUUAAAUUAUUACCUUCUGAAUUAAAUCUUAAUAAAUGGCAUGGUACAAUAAUAAAAAGCAGGAAGUUGGGAAGUUUUAUAGCAGGUGCUGAUAUUAAUUGGAUUGAAUCUGUUAAUGAUUCAUUAAAAGCAAAAUCUUUAUCUCUAAUGGCUCAAAGAGGAUUCUUAGAGAUUGAAAAAUCGGAAAGGCCUGUUGUUGCUGCUAUACUAGGGACCUGUAUGGGUGGUGGACUAGAAUUAGCCCUAGCUUGCCAUUGCCGAAUUGCUGUUGAUCAUGAUAAAACAAUUUUUUCACUUCCAGAAGUAAAAUUAGGAUUAUUACCUGGUGGAGGUGGUACACAAAGAGCACCAAAAGUUAUGGGAAUUGUAAAUGCUGUUGAUUUUAUAGUUAAAGGAUUGGUUGAUCAUGUUAUUGAAAGAUUAUUAAAUGUUGAUGAAAGUUUAGAGAAGCUUGAUUGGGAAUUAGAAAGAAAAGCAGUUGAAAUUGUUUUAGGAAUGCGUUUAUGUGUAAUGAAAAUUGAAAGACCUUUUCAUUUGACAGAUUAUUUCUUAUCAUUUCCCUUUUUUUGGAAUAUUUAUGAACAAAAAGUUUGUAAUGAAAUUGAAAAGAAAACUAUGGGUAAAUAUCCUGCACCUUUAAAAGCAUUAGAAGCAAUAAAAACUGGACAUUUGUACGGAAAGAAAAAAGGUUACCAAAUGGAAGCAGCAAAUUUUGGAUAUCUAGUUACAUCAAAAGAAAGUAAAGCAUUGAUACAUGUUUUUAACCUGGUAAAAAACAUGAAGAAACAAAUAAAAUUUAUUCCUGAAUAUUUAAAAAGUAUGAAAAUUGCUUUAUAUGGAGGAAGUAGAGCAUUAAAUUUACUAAAGAUAAUUCCUAAAACGUGUUUAGUAAAAAAAUUUAGCCAUUUAGAAGUUAAUAAUCAAUUAAAUGAUUUUGAUAUAAUUGUAAUUAUGCCGGAUGACUAUUGUACUGAUACAAAAGUAUUAGUCAGAGAUAUUUUAAAAAUUUUUGAAAAGGAUACAAAGAUACCUAUAUUAAUUGAUGGAAUAUCUUUUCCAGAAGAUAUUAUUUAUAAUAAUUUAUUUUUAACAAGGCUUGUUGAACCAUAUAAUACUACAUUACAUGUUGAAAUUGUUAAGCAAAACAAUUCAGAAUCCAAUUCAAUUAAAAUUGCUACUACUUUUUUUAAUCUUAUCAAUAAAUGUGUAACAAUAACCACUCGCUCUGUUGAUGGUAUUUCUGGAUUUGUAAAUAAUUGUUUAUUAGCUCUUGUUCAAGGUGUUGAAGAGAUAAUAAAAUCGAUCUUAUCAAAACAAGAAAGAAAACUAGUAGUAAUACAACAGCUAGUACUUUCUUCAAAUUAUGUAUCACCAAAUCCGGAUUUUACUAAAUUACUUUCAUCCAUUACAUCGGAAACUACUUGUUUAAAUAUUACAUCAGUAAUAAAGGGUGUUGCAAAAAAAUUAAUACAAGAGAAUUCAAUAGAUACUAAUAUGAAAGAUUGCGAUUUUGCAUCUUUGUUCAGUCUUGGAUAUCCACCUUAUCUCGGUGGACUCUUCUUUAACUAA
This is a messenger RNA of Strongyloides ratti, 1686 nucleotides long. RefSeq names its product Mitochondrial trifunctional protein alpha subunit. Gene Ontology annotation, molecular function: enoyl-CoA hydratase activity; long-chain (3S)-3-hydroxyacyl-CoA dehydrogenase (NAD+) activity. Gene Ontology annotation, cellular component: mitochondrial fatty acid beta-oxidation multienzyme complex. The transcript has 7 exons. The record is from RefSeq and is a predicted model, not a curated record. Lineage: Eukaryota; Metazoa; Nematoda; Chromadorea; Rhabditida; Strongyloididae. Gene Ontology annotation, biological process: fatty acid beta-oxidation. The coding region runs from base 1 to 1686 and encodes 561 amino acids.